AUGUCCGAUCAACCGCAGAGAGAUGUCAAGAACCAUCUCCUCUUUGAGAUCGCUACUGAAGUUGCCAACCGAGUCGGUGGAAUCUACUCUGUCAUCAAAUCCAAAGCCCCAGUAACUACAGCCGAGUAUGGAAGCAGAUAUGUCGCCAUUGGUCCCCUAAACCCCCGUUCUGCUGAAGUCGAGGUUGAAGAGAUCCCCGUUCCCGCUGGCACUCCUCUCGAGACUACCCUCCGUUCCAUGUCUGAGCGGGGUAUCCGCUGGUUGUACGGAAGAUGGUUGAUCGAGGGAGCGCCAAAGGUUUUGUUGUUCGACACUGGAUCUGCAUAUAAGUGGCUCGAUGAGUGGAAGGGUGAUCUGUGGAGUGUUGCGGGUAUUCCUAGUCCUGCGCACGAUAGCGAGAUGAACGAGACUAUCGUGUUCGGUUACGUCGUUGCGUGGUUCUUGGGAGAGUUCGUUCACCACGAGCGGGAAAAGGCCGUCAUUGCCCACUUCCACGAAUGGCUUGCCGGUGUCGCACUUCCACUCUGCCGUAAGCGUCACAUUGAUGUUACCACCAUCUUCACCACCCACGCCACUCUCCUCGGUCGUUACCUUUGCGCUGGCUCCGUCGACUUCUACAAUAACCUCCAAUACUUCGACGUCGAUCACGAGGCUGGAAAGCGUGGUAUCUACCACAGAUACUGCGUCGAGCGCGCCGCCACGCACUCUGCUGACGUCUUCACCACCGUCUCUCACAUCACCGCUUACGAAUCCGAACACCUUCUCAAGCGCAAGCCCGAUGGUGUCUUGCCCAACGGUCUUAACGUUGUCAAAUUCCAGGCUAUGCACGAGUUCCAGAAUCUCCACGCUAUGGCGAAGACCAAGAUCAACGAGUUCGUUCGUGGGCACUUCUACGGACACUACGACUUCGAUUUGGAAAAGACUCUGUAUUUCUUCACUGCUGGACGUUAUGAGUACCGUAAUAAGGGUGUGGAUAUGUUCAUCGAGUCCUUGGCCCGUUUGAACGAGAAGAUGAAGGAGGCUCAGUCUGAUAUGACCAUCGUUGCUUUCAUCAUCAUGCCUGCCAAGACUCACUCCUACACUGUUGAGUCCCUCAAGGGUCAGGCUGUCAUGAAGUCCCUUCAGGACACCGUCGCACAAAUCCAGGCAUCUAUCGGUCAGCGCAUGUUCGAACACGCUGCUCGUUACAUUGGUGUGCCCGGUACUGAGGUUCCCGAUGCCUCCAGCCUCAUGACUCCUCAGGAGAAGGUCUUGUUGAAGCGUCGUGUCUUCGCAUUGAAGAGAACUACCCUUCCUGCGGUUGUCACUCAUAACAUGGAGAACGACCAGGACGACCCUAUCUUGAACCAGAUCAGGAGGUUGCAGUUGUUCAAUGACUCCAGCGAUCGUGUGAAGAUUGUCUUCCACCCUGAGUUCUUGAACUCAAAUAAUCCCAUCUUGCCACUCGACUAUGACGAUUUCGUCCGCGGAUGUCACUUGGGUGUCUUCGCCUCUUACUACGAGCCUUGGGGAUACACUCCUGCUGAGUGUACCGUUAUGGGUGUUCCUUCCAUUACCACUAACCUCUCCGGUUUCGGUUGUUACAUGGAUGAGCUCCUCGAGCGUCCUCAAGACUCUGGUAUUUACAUUGUCGACCGCCGCAUGAAGUCUGUCGAUGAGUCUGUGGAUCAGUUGUCUUCUUGCAUGUUCGACUACACUAAGAAGACCCGUCGCGAGCGUAUCACCCUCCGUAACCGAACGGAACGCUUGUCUCCUUUCUUGGACUGGAAGAAAUUGGGUAUUGAGUACACCAAGGCUCGUGUCUUGUCCUUGACCCGCGCAUACCCUCACGCAUUCGACGGCGAGGACGGUGAUGCCUUUGACUUGGUUCACCGGACAAAGUUGCCGCCUCCGAUGUCUGUUCCAGCUUCGCCUCGCAGUGGUCUCAUGACCCCCGGUGACCUCGGAUCCAUGCAGGAGACUAUGCAGGCUCUUAACACGGAUGACUACGAGGGCUUCAAUAUGCCUGGUGCAGAAGAUGAGGACGACCACUACCAGCCCUUCGUCCUCCACCUGAAGAAGAAGCCAGAGGGUUCCGAGGGACCUAAGGGAACCGACUACUUUGGUGCCAAGGACAUCACCCCCUCGAACGGGGACAGAGCUUAA
Molecule: messenger RNA, 2145 nt
Organism: Saitoella complicata NRRL Y-17804
Lineage: Eukaryota; Fungi; Ascomycota; Saitoellomycetes; Saitoellales; Saitoellaceae
Product: glycogen synthase
Exons: 3
Coding region: 1-2145 (714 amino acids)
Biological process (GO): glycogen biosynthetic process
Cellular component (GO): cytoplasm
Molecular function (GO): alpha-1,4-glucan glucosyltransferase (UDP-glucose donor) activity
Source: RefSeq, a predicted model, not a curated record